Xylona heveae TC161 is the source of this 2160-nucleotide messenger RNA. RefSeq names its product DUF607-domain-containing protein. Gene Ontology annotation, molecular function: calcium channel activity; uniporter activity. The transcript is spliced from 3 exons. Gene Ontology annotation, cellular component: uniplex complex; mitochondrial inner membrane. Gene Ontology annotation, biological process: calcium import into the mitochondrion; mitochondrial calcium ion homeostasis. Lineage: Eukaryota; Fungi; Ascomycota; Xylonomycetes; Xylonales; Xylonaceae. Bases 159 to 1760 code for a protein of 533 amino acids. The record is from RefSeq and is a predicted model, not a curated record.
CGUGCUUCGGCCUUCCCUUUUCUUCUUUCAUUUAAAGUAUUUUGUUCAAGUCAUGCGAUGACUCUUAUUUGAUCUCGAAGCUGUCCAGCAAUUCAUUGACUUUGACGACUCUCAUUCUCAAGCCUUUGCCGCCGGCUAGCUGCCUCCCCUUUCGCAAAAUGCAACCGUAUUUUCGAGAAUCAUCCCGGCGAGCAGCAGCAACUCUAGAAAGAAUCAAUGCUAUACGGGUGCCUCUAUCCCCGCACUGCUCCGCAAAUGAUCGAUAUACGGCAUCUUCGAAGUCCGCAUCACGUCUUGUGCUCAGCAAUCGAAUAUCGCCUUUACGUCAUUACGCCGAUUCCAACUACGGGUCUUGCCUUCUGGCUCGACCAUUCUCCACAAAAAAAGGCCUCUAUCAGCCAGUUGACCGAUACUCUCAGCAAGCCAAAGAUCUCAACCAGCAAGGGCUAGAUGCACAAGAGUCCGAUUUUGAGAAUGCCAUAGCCGAGGAGAAGGAAAAGCAGAUACGAACACCUUGGCACCGCCAGGGCUCUCAACUUCCUCCGGUCAAGCGGCAACGGCAAGCCAGUGCUAUGACCAAAGGCAAGCUGCUUACAACUCCGGCUCGACUACUCAAGUUGAUCCUCCCGCUCACAACACAGGAUAAGAACUCGGAUCGCAAAGAUGUCGAGCCAUUGGCUUUACUCGUCCACCCGCAACAGCCCCUUUCAUAUCUAGAACGGCUGAUUCAAUCAGAACUUCCUUCGAUCAAAACUGAAGAAGGACGCGACAAGGUUCCACGAGUCUGGUUCCGUGCCGAGGAGUCACAGGGCGAUGAAAUGGGACCGGAUAAGAGAGAACCCGAAGAUGAAGGCAAACAGGCAGUGAAGCAAGACGAAUCAAAGAAAUCUAGUGAUGGAAAGGACUUGGACGAGACCAAUAUUGAUGGGGAGGUACAUCGAACAGGGAUCCUAAAGCACUCGUCAAACAAAGCAAAGGAAAUGCGCGGAGGUCCUGGUGAGGGAGGUGUGGAGGCCUACAGUGGCCUUGGACGCGAAGCCCAGUCGCCCCAAGGUGAUGAGAAAAAGUUUGUUCGCUGGUCAUCUUCAACGGAGAUUGGCGAUUUCAUUCGCGACGCAGCCCGAGGCCAGGAGUUCGCCGUUGAGAUUGAGGGUCUUCCAAAGGAGAUUCGUGUCGGUGUACCUUCAUUCAGCGACCGAACAUAUUAUUUACGCAUGAGACUGCGUAAGACUUCCAAAAAGCUUGCAAGCAUGGCCGACAUCAAACGCGAAUGUGAUAUAGCCGCCCAUCGCGGCGGUCAGCGCAUGGCCGUGGCAGGGUUCGGCGUUAUGGCCACAUGGUGGUACAUUGUCUACCGGCUCACUUUUGAGACUGACCUUGGCUGGGAUACCAUGGAACCUGUGACGUACCUGGUUGGACUUUCGACCUUGAUGGGCGGUUAUUUGUGGUUUUUGUAUCACAAUCGGGAAAUCUCUUACCAAUCUGCAUUAAAUCUCACCAUUAGCCGACGGCAGAACAAGCUCUAUCAAAGCAAAGGCUUUGAUCUUCCCAAAUGGGAAGGGCUAGUCGAGGAAGCAAAUGCUCUCCGCAAAGAAAUCAAGGCAGUAGCGAGCGAGUACGAUGUCGAUUGGGACGAAACUGUCGAUGAGCACGAUGCAAUCGUCACGGAAGAGCUGAAGAAGGAGCGCGAAGCCAAAGAAUCCAAAGGCGAUAGAAAGAAGGGAAAGAGAAAAGCAGAGAAGGAUGAUCACGAUGACUAGUUUCGGUUGUCUUUAUCCUUCUGCAUGUGAGCGACGGCGUAUCUAGGGUGGAAUAUUUGAUGCAUCUUAUUACCAUCGGUGUUUUUUUUUAGACACAGCAUUCUGUCAAUUCCUUUCCCUCUUUACACCAAUUUUCGCCAAAGAUUUACAGAUAAUGUUCUGGCUUAUUUGUUAUGGCAUUAAAGGAUCGGCGCCCAAGCUCUCAUUAUAAGAGGUCUAAUUGAGUUUCACUCUAACAUAGUUUAAAAGCGCAAGCGACUUUGAGUUUAAAAGCAAACCAUGAAAUUAUUGCAGUAGAUAAUUAUUAUUCAUAACCAGAAGUUCGCUACGGGAUAUCAGAGGUUUACCGACUAUAUAGACACCAGUGGACCACCUUUUAAACAAAAAAAGACCCCAAAAU